GAUCUUCCCCUUCUACUCAUAUAUAAAUUGAUGACCAACAGUGUGAGGAAUUAAGGGCAAAACUUACCACACUCACCCUCAUAAUUCCUUAAACACUCAAAAUCCCAUAAUUCAAUCCUAAAACAGAAACUCAUAUGGCUAGGAAGAGAAAGGCUUGUGAGGGAGAAGAGCAGACCCCAUCAAACCCGACACCCGAGCAAACCACGUCGUGGGAUGAGAUGGUGAAGGAGGCUGCGCUUGGAGGCAUGAGGAGGGCAAGGAAACGGUUCGUCGGGGUCAGGCAGAGGCCAUCGGGAAGAUGGGUGGCUGAGAUCAAGGACACCAUCCAGAAGAUCCGGGUUUGGUUGGGGACCUAUGACACUGCCGAGGAGGCGGCCCGGGCCUAUGAUGAGGCCGCCUGCCUCCUACGUGGGGCCAACACCAGGACCAACUUCUGGCCUUGCUCGGGGUCGGGCACUUCCUCCUCCCCAGCCCUCCCAACCAAGAUCACAAACCUCCUCCUCCAGCGGCUCCGGGCUAGAAACAACAGCAUCAGCCAUGACUGUCCCAGCAUAUUGGAUUCAAACUCGAACUUCAACGAGCAACAAAAUCACUUAGUACAGGAACACGUAGCAGAUUUCUCCGAGAUGCAAUUCACCGACUUCCUUAACUUCCCGGAAGAAAACAGUCCCCAUAACAACAGUGAUAACAAAACCAAUAGUAGCGCUGCCACUGACAACAAUUACCAGACCAGAAGCCCUGAAUGCGGGGCCUUCGACUAUCAAUCCUCGAGCGGGGACUGCAGCCUUGGAGGAGAUGCAGUGGAGGAAGGGGAGGAGGGAGGGACUGAUCUCGGAGCCAUAGAUUUCCGUUUCCUCGACGAGGUUAGGCAAUCCGAUGAUUGCUACUACUCGCCCUUCAAGAUUGCCGAGGAGAUAGUGGUGGUGGACCCGAUGGGGCUGGAGGCAGAGGGGGAUGAGGACGAGCCCUCCAUCGCGCUGAAGAGGAUGAAGUACUACGAGAGGAAGUUCUCGGCAUCACUCUAUGCAUUUAACGGGAUACCCGAGUGCCUGAAACUGAAGCUUGGGUCCGGAAACGGUGGGAAGUGUGACCAACUAAGCAAGCUCCGCAACGCGUGUAGCAGUAGGAAGAGUAUGGAAGAAGGAGUGAAGCCCGACGGGACGGCGAAACACGAAGAAGAAACUCCUUGCAAGGAUUUUAUUACUGGCUCUGUCUCAUCUGCUUCCUCACUGGGAUCGAGCGUAAACGAGGGGGAAUUAUGGAGCUCACUCGAUCUCCAGCCCAUCUGCUUCGUGAACUAAUAAUCGAUUAGUAGUAUGACUUGGAUAAAAUUCUUUCCACUGGUUUUAAUUGCCAGUGACAGUGAACGUUAGAACUUCUGAUGUGUUUCCAACCUUAUGCUAAUCUCUUCACAGGGUCUUGCAACCUUUACAGAAUUAAGGAAUUUGAUUUUAGCUUAAUUUCAUGUCAAUUAAUAAGAGAACAACUUCUCUCUUUA
Messenger RNA from Punica granatum (pomegranate), 1498 nucleotides. NCBI's taxonomy places the organism in Eukaryota, Viridiplantae, Streptophyta, Magnoliopsida, Myrtales, Lythraceae. The record is from RefSeq and is a predicted model, not a curated record.